AUGACCAGCUCCAGCUCCACACCGCCGCUCGGACGAACCGACCCGGCGAGGUGGCGACUCAAGGUCUCUGACGGUGGCCGCCACGUCUGGCACUACCUCCGCGACGAUGAGCAGCUCGCCCGCUGGCCCCAGACAGUCGAGGACAAGUACUGGCUCGGCCUCGACGUCGGCCUGCCCGAGUUGCCGCGGCCGACGACGCCCAUCGAGUCGGCCCGCAACGGCCUCUCGUUCUACCGCCACCUCCAGUCUUCGGACGGCCAUUGGGCCGGCGAGUAUGGCGGUCCCAUGUUCCUCCUGCCAGGCCUCAUCAUCGGCAUGUACGUCACCCAGACGACCAUCCCCGAGGAGUGGAAGGUCGAGAUGGCGCGCUACCUCUGGAACCGCGCCGACAAGACCGACGGCGGCUGGGGCAUCCACAUCGAGGGCCACUCGACCGUGUUUGGCACCGCGCUCAACUACACUGUGCUCCGGAUCCUCGGCGUAUCGGCCGAGCACCCGAUGAUGGUCAAGGCGAGGGGCACGCUCCACAAGCUCGGCGGCGCCACGGGCAUCCCCAGCUGGGGCAAGCUCUGGCUGGCGCUGCUCAACUGCUACGAGUGGGAAGGCAUGAACCCCAUUCCGCCCGAGCUCUGGCUCCUGCCCGACUGGAUGCCAAUCCAUCCCUGGCGCUGGUGGAUUCACACCCGCAUGGUCUACAUCCCUAUGGGCUACCUGUUUGGCAAGAAGUUCAAGGCCCCCCUCGACCCGCUCAUCGAGUCACUGCGCCAGGAGCUCUACGUCGAGCCGUACGAGUCGAUCCGCUGGUCGGCGCAGCGCAACAACGUGGCCCAGGUCGACGUCUUCGCCCCGCACACGAUGCUCCUCGACACGCUCAUGGGCGUGCUUUCGGCGUACGAGGGCUGCAACAUCCCGCCCAUCCGUCGCGCCGGUGUCCGACGCGCCUACGAACUGCUAUGCCUCGAGGACGAGAACACGAGCUACCAGUGCCUGGGCCCCGUCAACAAGAUGCUCAACUACGUGUGCCGCUGGAACGAAGAGGGCCAUGAGAGCGAGGCCAUGGCGAGGCACCGCGAGAAGCUCAAAGACUUUGCCUGGAUCGGCGCAGAGGGCAUGAUGAUGACCGGCACCAACGGCAGCCAGCUCUGGGACACUUCCUUCAUCGCGCAGGCCAUGGUCGACUCGGGCUUGGCGGCCGAAGAGGAGAACCACGACAUCUGCCGGCGGCUGCUGCAGUGGCUCGACGACUGCCAGAUCCGCGAGGACCCCAAGCACUUCAAGAGCUGCUACCGCUUCUCGACCAAGGGGGCGUGGCCCUUUUCGACAAAGGAGCAGGGAUACACCGUCAGCGACUGCACGGGCGAGGGGCUCAAGGGCGUCAUUGUGAUGCAGGAGGAGACCGGCUACCUGGCAAAGCAGGUGUCGCAGCGACGGCUGCGCGACGCCGUCGACCUGCUGCUGACGAUGCCCAACCGCGACGGCGGCUUCGCGUCGUACGAGACCAUCAACGGGCCGGCGCUGCUGGAAAAGAUCAACCCGGCCGAGGUGUUUGGCGACAUCAUGAUCGAGUACUCGUACCCGGAGUGCACCACGUCGAGCGUGACGGCGCUGCUCAAGUUCCGCCAAAUUGACGGCGAGUACCGGCGGCAGGACAUUGAUCGCGUCAUUGACGGCGCCAUCCGGUACAUUCUGCGCAAGCAGCGGCCCGACGGGUCGUGGUACGGCAGCUGGGCCAUCUGCUUUACCUACGCCGCCAUGUUUGCGCUCGAGAGCCUGAGCCUGGCGGGCCUGACGUACCAGACGAGCGAAGAGGUGCGCAGGGCAUGCGAGUUCCUCCUCGGCAAGCAGAUGGACGACGGAGGAUGGGGCGAGAGCUACAAGUCGUGCGAGACGGGCGAGUACUGUCAUGCUGCCAAGUCGCAGGUGGUCAACACGGCGUGGGCCAUCAUCGCGCUGCUGCACGCCGGUUACCCGGAGCAGGGGCCGCUGAAGCGGGCGGUCAAGCUGAUCAUGUCGAGGCAGCAGCCGGAUGGCUCCUGGCUGCAGGAGAACAUUGAGGGCGUCUUCAACAAGAACUGCGCCAUCUCGUAUCCCAACUACAAGUUCAGCUUCACCAUCUGGGCGCUCGGCAAGGCGGCGAGGGAGCUCGACUGGAGCGAAAAGUAG
Pseudozyma flocculosa PF-1 is the source of this 2163-nucleotide messenger RNA. RefSeq lists its product as uncharacterized. Gene Ontology annotation, cellular component: lipid droplet. The transcript has 4 exons. Lineage: Eukaryota; Fungi; Basidiomycota; Ustilaginomycetes; Ustilaginales; Ustilaginaceae. Gene Ontology annotation, biological process: triterpenoid biosynthetic process; ergosterol biosynthetic process. The coding region runs from base 1 to 2163 and encodes 720 amino acids. Gene Ontology annotation, molecular function: lanosterol synthase activity. The record is from RefSeq and is a predicted model, not a curated record.